AUGCCUACGGCAUGGCUAGGUUCAUGGUAUCAACGUGGAAUGAACUCAUUAUUGGAGAUAACAGCCGAUCAUAUCAAGACUAAAGGAUUAUGCAUAGAUGCUCUGCCAUCACAACAAUAUUACUCUUUUAGUGAUCGAUUGAAUCGUUGUACUCGAUGUUUAGUAUUCAUUCAACGACAUAUCAAUUUACUUCAGUAUCGUGAAAGUGAAUGCAUUGAUGCAGAUGAUCUCUCGAGCAUUACCUCAUGUCCGAAUAUGAUUGCGCCCGAUGCUGUGUUGUACACACUUCAUCGAAACGAUUCCAAGCCACAAUCUUGUCCUAUUCAGCCACCAUUUCUUUUUACAUAUUUAAUAAAAGACAGUUCAGUUUGUAAUCAAUCCAUUUCAUCAUCGUACAUUAAUGAAUGUGCGAAUGAUUAUCAGUUUCAUCUUCAUCUUGCUCCGUGUGCAUCAAAUCAACCAACUUUUGAUCUUCAGUUUACCUGUGUUGGAACAUGGGUAGAAGAUUUUCAUACUUACUUCGUUACUCGAAUUAUCUCUAAACGGCCACGUCAUCAUAGAAGCAAUCAAUAUGGUUGCUUUCGAUUUUUAUCUAAAGAAAGAUCUUCAUCAUUAUUAUCACUUAGUAUCGCUACGGACGAUUCCUGUCGGGAUCUAUAUUCGAAACAAAUGUCGACAGUCAUGACCCUUUCAGCAACACAUUAUCAAAUAGCUAAUAAAUCGACGGACUUUUGCAUAUUUCCUGAUCAGUAUCAAGCAUAUGAAUGGUACACAAUUAAUGGAACAAUACGAAUGAUUAUUAAUAAUACAGAUAUAGAAUUAAUUGAACUUAAUAAACGUUUAUAUUGUCAUGAAAUGAUCCACUCAGAAAAAUCAAUAACUACUUAUCGAAUACGAACAUACACAAAUUGUCAUAUUACACAUGAAUGUCUUCGUCUAAUUCAACGAACAGAUAAUGUUAUCGAGCUUUAUACAGCUACGUUCUUAAAUGAAAAUGGUUGUUCCGAUUUAAAUGAUGAUAAUUAUGAGUUAUAUUUAACAUUUUUUACAAAAUCAUUUAUACCAUCGGAUCCAUGUCCACCCUAUAUCAAUGAUUUGUUAGUUCAAUCAACAACUAUUGAUUUUGAUUUGAAGACAAAAUCAUUGCAUAUGUCUAUUGAUUGUGAUAAGGAACAAAAAAUAGCGAUCUCACAAAAUGACCAAGAUCUCAAACUUCGAUCCAUAACUGGACUCGAAACAUGCCUUGCAUCUUGGCGAUCGGGCGAUUCGUUGACAACAUAUUUCAUUGCUCAAUCGAAACAUUCGAAUGAUUUUUAUUGUUUCAGUUUCGAAAUGACUAGUCGAAUAACAAUUCGAAAUAAUCGACAUGGAUGCUCAUUUGCCAGUCAUGCAGACGAAGAAUCAUUUUCUAUACAUUCAGUUUAUAUUGAACAAUUUUGUUCUCGAUCAAAAAAAUUAGUAUCAAAAUUUAUUCUACUAUUAAUAACAAUCUUUUUUUCUAUCAGCAAUAUUGAAUAG
Molecule: messenger RNA, 1518 nt
Organism: Rotaria socialis
Lineage: Eukaryota; Metazoa; Rotifera; Eurotatoria; Philodinida; Philodinidae
Source: the annotation of a GenBank genome assembly